Molecule: messenger RNA, 1251 nt
Organism: Macadamia integrifolia
Lineage: Eukaryota; Viridiplantae; Streptophyta; Magnoliopsida; Proteales; Proteaceae
Product: putative disease resistance protein RGA4
Exons: 1
Coding region: 1-1251 (416 amino acids)
Biological process (GO): defense response to other organism
Molecular function (GO): ADP binding
Source: RefSeq, a predicted model, not a curated record
AUGGCUUCAAGAUCCAACAUUCUGGUCACUCCACAAAUACAGGAAUCACAAGCCAAAAUUUCCUCUCCUCUGCUACAGAAUUUCGGUUAUGUAUGGAAAGUAAAUGGAGAAUUGAGCGAGCUUUCUUGUACCCCGGAAAGAAUCAAAGACCCCCUUUGUUUCUCUGAGGAAGCACAAGCAACCGAUGCUCUGCUCAAACUAUACCUCAGAGACCUUAAAGAUGUAGUUUCUUGUGUCAUCGCAACAUUGGAUGAGUUCAUUGGUGAAGCUAAACAAAGAAAUCUAGAACAGAACAGAGGGAGAAAGCAGGUAAGAGAACAUUUCUUCUUCUCAUUAGAAAACAAGAUUUCACAUCGGAAAGAGAUUGGACCAACCAUUAAUGAAAUCAAGGAUAAGCUAGUUAAAAUUGAAAAUAAGCUUGAACGCUAUUACUUGAUGGGUUCAGGCCUUAGGAGGGAUCAAGAAUUGGAGAGGAAAGUACAGAGUGUUUCAUUCAUGAGUACUAAUUCUGGGUUCUCAAUUGAUGACUCUGGUGAGUCUGAUCUUCUUCUUGGCAGGAAGGAAGAUGCAAAUAUCAUUCUAAAGAUGUUGACUUCGAAUGAAUUUGAUCGACGGGAAGUUCCAGUCAUCACCAUUGUCGGCGAUAAAGGGAUUGGAAAGACAACUCUAGCUCAACUGGUUUAUAAUGAUCUAAGUGUAGAAAAGCAUUUUGAAAUAAGAGUAUGGGUCUCUGUUUCAAAUGCUUUUGAUGUUAUCAGUUUAACUACUGCAAUUCUAGAGUCUGUGACUCUGAAUCAUAGUAAGCUUAAGUUCAUAGAACCAUUUCAAUGUGAGCUUCAGAGAAUACUAAGAGGGAAGAGAUUUAUACUUGUUUCGGAUGAUGUAUGCAAUCGAAACCUUUUUUCUUGGAAUGCAUUGCGAGCUCCAUUCCUAUUUGCAGACAGGGAAAGUAGGAUUAUUGUAAGUACUAGGAGUGAAACAGUGGCAUCCAUGAUGAACCCAAUCCACACUCUUAAUCUCCAAGUUUUAUCAGAGGAAUACUGUUGGUUAUUGUUCAAGAAAAGGUUAUGUACUAAGGAACAUGAUAUACAUCCAGGAUUAGAAGCAAUUGGUAGGCAAAUUGUACAGAAAUGCAAAGGAUUGCCUGAGGCAGUGGAUGCUGUUGCAAAUCACCUGCAAAAUAAAGUAGAUAAGCAUGAAUGGGAAAUGAUCUUGGAAGAUGAUUGGUGGGUUCCUGAGGAAAACAAAUAA